GGCAAAGCUAAAGCAACAUCCGACGGUUCGACCUCACACGGUUCUUGAGGAAGACACUCCGUCUCUUCCUUUCCACCUAUCCCCGAUCAAUUCAUCGAGGAGGGUAUGACGGAUGAAGAAUUCGACCAGAUUUAUUCUGGUAGAGGGGACGCGAAUCUCCCCACUCUUGAUAGUCUAUUUGAGGAUAUUGAUGAAGCAGGACUGGAUAAUCUGGACGGGGACGAGGAGCCUACACUGCACAGCAACGACGUCGACGUGGAGGCAGGUGAGCACGAGACCUCUCGAGGUCCGGACAAAGGAAUAUCAAGGGUUAUACGGUACUGUACCAGAAGAAACAACACCUCCUCCGCCCCCAAAUCAAAAAAAGGUUUUAAAGGAAUAGUCAGUGGGCUUCUUGCAAAGAAAGGGAAGCGUGCUCUGCCUUCGAUGAGUUCAAGGGGUACAAUAGAAAGCUCGCACAACAAACAUGCUAUGUACCAAGGGGUGCCAUGCAAUUACGACGAGGACGACGUGGAGUUUGACGUUCUCGGAUGGUGGAAGCAGAACGAACACAUGUUCCCAUGUAUUGGAAAGCUAGCAAGACAAGUGUUGUCCGUCCCGGUAUCAACCGUAGCUGUGGAGCGAGAAUUCAAAGCUGGCAACAACAUUCUAACCGACUUCCGAAGUUGUCUUAACGCUGAAUCUCUUGAAACACUUGUUUGCAACCAAGAUUGGCUCUUGGCAAGACGUCGAGCUCAAGAGUCAGGGGCAGAGUAUUCCUUAAACACAAGUUACGACUCUGGUCUUCGUAUGUCCCCAUUCCAAGCCCUUUAUGGCAGGCUACCCCCAAAAAUGGUUCCUUAUAGUACCGGACGCAGGCGAGCUCCUGUUGUGGAUGAGGUGCUUCGCGAGCGGGAUUUCACCUUACGGCGCUUACGCAUACAUUUGAAGGAAGCCCAGGACCGUAUGAAGUGCAUAGCCGAUGGCAAGCGCCGUGACCCUGAGUUUAAGGUCGGGGACCUCGUGUUGCUCCAUUUGCAGCUCAACCGUCAACAUUCGGUAGUCCGUCGAUCUUCUCAAAAACCUGUAAUGCGCAUUAAUGAUCCAUUUGAGGUACUGGAACAUUUAGGACCAGUCGCAUACCGUCUAAAAUUACCUGCUACUUCAAAAGUUCAUUUGGUGUUUCACGUCUCCGUCUUACAACCAUUUCAGGGGUCACAAUCAGCCUUGCGCACUCAAACCUUACCGGAUGGAUUUAUUGACAGCCAUCCACAAUCCACUCCAGUAGCAGUUCACACCACUCGCCGGGUGUUGCGUAAUGGCUCGGUCGAAGAUAAGAGCUUGGUCAGUUGGAGUGACGGCACAUUGGAUGAUGCUACAUGGGAACCGACGUCCCUGCUUCGCUAGCGUUUUCCACAACUCCACCUUGAGGACAAGGUGCUUCUAGAAGAAAGGGGGAAUGUUACAGACGCAACACACUCGCAGGAACCACAACUUGAAGUAAGGACGACCACGGGACGUCGAAAUGGGAGAAUGAGGCGAACUCCAGUAUGGCAACAAGAUUAUAAUAACUUAAUUAUAAGCUCCUUCGAGGGAUUCUUUACGGUUCUUUACCUCCUCGCUUUUUUUGAACCGU
This is a messenger RNA of Cuscuta campestris, 1615 nucleotides long. The record is from the annotation of a GenBank genome assembly. NCBI's taxonomy places the organism in Eukaryota, Viridiplantae, Streptophyta, Magnoliopsida, Solanales, Convolvulaceae.